Metarhizium album ARSEF 1941 is the source of this 1875-nucleotide messenger RNA. RefSeq names its product ENTH domain containing protein. The record is from RefSeq and is a predicted model, not a curated record. Gene Ontology annotation, cellular component: clathrin-coated vesicle; clathrin-coated pit. Gene Ontology annotation, biological process: vesicle budding from membrane; clathrin-dependent endocytosis; clathrin coat assembly. Lineage: Eukaryota; Fungi; Ascomycota; Sordariomycetes; Hypocreales; Clavicipitaceae. Bases 1 to 1875 code for a protein of 624 amino acids. The transcript is spliced from 5 exons. Gene Ontology annotation, molecular function: clathrin heavy chain binding; 1-phosphatidylinositol binding; SNARE binding.
AUGUCGGGCUCCUUUGAAAAGUCCGUCAAGGGCGCAACCAAGAUCAAAAACGCGCCUCCCAAGACGAAAUACAUCGAACACAUUCUUGUGGCCACGCACUCGGGCGACGCCGGCGUAGGCGAAGUCUUUCGUUCAUUACAACAUCGGUUGCGCGACUCAACAUGGACGGUCGUUCUCAAGAGCUUGCUCACCACGCACAUUAUGAUCCGAGAGGGCUCACCAGACGUGACUCUGUCAUUCCUCGCCAGGCAUCGUAACGUUUUGGGCGUCGGACAUUUUGCCGAUGCUCAGACUCAGGGCCGGAACAUUCGGCACUACGCAAACUAUUUGAGCGAGCGAGCGCGGGCAUUUCGCGACACCAAGAUUGACUGGGUCCGCAGCAAUGAAUCGCGAUUGGAGAAGUUAAGUGUCGACAAGGGUCUGCUUCGAGAGGCUGAAGUCGUGCAGAACCAAUUGUCCGCUCUGGUCAAGUGUGAUGUCCUCGAAACGGAGCCCGAGAACGAAAUCACCAUUGCCAUCUUCCGAUUGUUGGUCUUGGACCUGUUGUCGCUGUUCCAAGUGCUUAACCAGGGCCUCAUCAACGUCUUAGACCAGUUCUGCGUCAUGUCCAAGACGGAUGCCCAGAGAGCUUUGGAAAUCUAUCGCACAUUCACGCGACAGACGGAGCAUGUUUCGCAGUAUCUGAACUUUGCUCACAUGCAUGAACAUCAAACGAGAGUCGAAGUCCCCAAGCUCAAGUACGCUCCAAUCACCAUGAUUCGUAAGCUAGAGCGCUGGCUCAAGGACCCUGAUUUCGAGAUUAAUCGACGUCAGUUUCAGGCCGAACAGGAUGCAAAGAAGAAGGUAACAUCUUCCAAACCGGCCAAGAUCGACUUUCCCAAGCCGUCAUCGCCGAAUCUGAAUGACCCUUUCCUUCGUGGUCCGGAUACCAAGGCCGACAGUAAGCCACAGGCGAACAAGGGCCCGGAGCCUGAUCUUAUCGACUUCUUCGACUCAAUCGAGCAAAAGCAGACCACUUUACCGGUCAACUCGCAGCCAGCCUCUAUGGUGCCUGGAUUGGCGUCUCUACAGCCCCAGUCAACGGGCAUGCCAUUCCCUCAGAACGGCUUCGUGCCGCAGCAAACUGGUUUUGUACCCAACAACCUGUUCCAGCAGCAACAGGACGUGGGUGGAUUCAUGCCGCCGCAGCAGCCUCAACAGCCUCAACAGCCUCAACCUCUACAUCCUAGCUUCACCGGCGCUGGUUUUGGGGGCUUCAGCACGCAGCCAAGCUUCCAACCUGGUGUACUUGGCCCCAUCCCCCAGAAUUCAGAGGCCACAUUCAUCAACCCAAACCAAGGCUUCCAGUAUCAAGUUCAGCAGCAGCAGCAACAACAACAACAACAUGAACAUCAACAACCAUCCUUGCAAACCGCUCAGCCAAACCCUCUUCAGCCAACGCCGACUGGCACCACCAACCCAUUCCGACAAUCAAUGAUGCCACCUGCCAGCGUGUCAGGCAACUCGUCGCCAUUUUCCUCCCCCGGUCAAACGUCCCAACAACUCCAACGCCAUUCUACGAACCCCUUUGCUCGCUCUCCUACCCAGAGCACAUCCCCUUUCCAGUCUGUGGCUGCUAUCCAGACUCAACCCACCGGGACCAACCCCUUUGCCAAAACGCAACAAGUCCCGUCUCUUGACCAGUCUCUAAAUCCAGCUCCUCUCGGCCCCCAACCAACAGGUACGACGAACCUAUUCCGCCAGGGCGCGUUCGUCAACCACGCCACCGGCAUGGGGUGGCAGCAUAACCAGACCACUAUCGGUGGCGGGCUGGAUCAACUCCCUACUGUACCCGUCUUCCCGCGGCCGGCGCAGCAGACACCCUGGCAGCAAUAA